This is a messenger RNA of Bufo bufo (common toad), 1686 nucleotides long. It is a transcript of the gene ERP44, whose product is annotated as endoplasmic reticulum protein 44. The record is from RefSeq and is a predicted model, not a curated record. NCBI's taxonomy places the organism in Eukaryota, Metazoa, Chordata, Amphibia, Anura, Bufonidae. The transcript is spliced from 12 exons. Bases 131 to 1363 code for a protein of 410 amino acids.
CUCGUCACGUGACCAUGAUGUCAUCAAGCUCCUUGAGCUCUAUAGGAACUAGUAGUUACUGAUCUAGCAGGCUGGAGGAAUCUAUGGUGUCAAGAGUGUGAACGGCAGAAACGACGCCGCUUCUUUGGGCAUGCUAACCAUGAGACACGCCAUUUUCCUGCCUCUCAGUGACCCGGCCUGCGUCCUAGUCCUCCUGGCAGCAUGGGCUUACACUCCAGCAAAAAGUGACAUCUUAAAUUUAGAAAGUGGCAAUAUAGAUGAUACUUUAGGCAACGCAGAUGUCGCUUUAGUUAAUUUUUAUGCUGACUGGUGCAGAUUCAGUCAAAUGCUGCACCCUAUAUUUGAGGAAGCUUCAAAUAUAAUCAAAGAAGAAUAUCCUGAUAAAAAUAAAGUGGUGUUUGCCAGGGUAGACUGUGACCAGCAUUCGGACAUAGCCCAAAGAUAUCGGAUAAGCAAAUAUCCCACAUUAAAGCUGUUCAGAAAUGGGAUGAUGAUGAAGAGGGAGUAUAGAGGUCAACGGUCAGUUACUGCAAUAGCAGACUACAUUAGACAGCAAAAAAGUGAUCCAAUACGGAUAGCGGGAGAUCUCGAAGAACUUAAAACCAUUGAUCGUAGUAAACGAACAAUAAUUGGUUUUUUUGAAACCAAGGAGUCUGACAACUAUCGAACAUUUGAAAAAGUAUCAAACAUUUUACAUGAUGAUUGUGUAUUUAUUGCUGCUUUUGGAGAGAUUGCUAAGCCAGAAAGAUUUAGUGGAGACAACGUUAUCUACAGGCCCAUAGGAGAAAGUGCUCCAGAUAUGGUUUAUUUGGGUUCACUCACCAACUUUGAUUUGGCUUUUGCUUGGACGCAAGAUAAAUGUGUGCCUCUUGUACGGGAAAUCACAUUCGAGAACGGAGAGGAGCUGACUGAGGAGGGUCUUCCAUUCCUUAUACUUUUCCAUAUGAAAGAUGACUUGGCAAGUUUAGAAAAGUUCCAACAAGAAGUUGCACGUCAGUUAAUUAGUGAAAAAGGAUCAAUAAACUUUCUUCAUGCAGACUGUGAUAAGUUUAGACAUCCUCUCUUGCACAUUCAGAAAAGUCCUGCAGAUUGUCCAGUAAUAGCAAUUGAUAGUUUUAGGCACAUGUAUGUGUUUUCGGAUUUUAAGGACUUAUCAAUUCCUGGUAAACUAAAACAGUUUGUUUUAGAUUUACAUUCUGGAAAACUGCAUAGAGAAUUUCACCAUGGACCCGACCCAACUGAUGUUGCUCCAGGAGAGCAAACUCAAGAUUUCGCAAGUAGUCCUCCUGAGAGUUCUUUUCAAAAAUUAGCCCCAAGUGAAUAUAGGUACACUAUACUGAAAAGAGAUCGUGAUGAGCUUUAGUAAAUUAGGAUUGCUUUAGAAGCCAUAGCGUUUGGUCAAGCCGAGUGUGGUUUAAAAAAAAAAAAAAAACUUAGCCUAUAUUUUCAUAAUUGUAUUUUUUAUUUGGGAAAAACAAACAAUAAUGGAUUAUUUUUAUUUGCUCCCACUGUUUGUAAAUAUGUCUGUGUUUAGUGGUUUCUUUCUGUACAGACUUUUAAAUUGAAAAUAUGAAACCUGAAAUCUCGUAAACGAACUGCCCUGUUUUAUAAUUAUAAAGGUGGCAUGACAGUAUGCAUAAGUUGUUAACUUGCACUUCCCCCAAUAAAUUGGAUUUUUUGAUGUUU